AUACAUGGAUCAAGUGAUGAAGCUUAAUUUUGUACGUGAAGCACAUGAAAUUAGACCUGCCUGCUGAGCUGGAGAAUCUACCUGCGCUGCUGGCCGAGACUAAAUCACUGGUGGUAUUCUGCCACAAUGACGUCACGGAAGGUGCCAUUCUGAUACUGGAAGACAAGGACCCCAACACCACUGACAGACUCAUGCUGAUUGACUUUGAGUACAGCAGUUACAAUUACAGGGGGUUUGACUUUGGGAACCAUUUCUGUGAGCAAUGUAUGUAUGACUACACCUAUAACCAGUGGCCCUUCUACAAAGCCACACAGGAGAACUAUCCCACCAGAGAGCAGCAGGGUUUGUGA
Messenger RNA from Trematomus bernacchii (emerald rockcod), 350 nucleotides. RefSeq names its product choline kinase alpha-like. Gene Ontology annotation, molecular function: ethanolamine kinase activity; choline kinase activity. The transcript has 5 exons. The coding region runs from base 45 to 350 and encodes 101 amino acids. Gene Ontology annotation, cellular component: cytoplasm. Gene Ontology annotation, biological process: phosphatidylethanolamine biosynthetic process; CDP-choline pathway. The record is from RefSeq and is a predicted model, not a curated record. Lineage: Eukaryota; Metazoa; Chordata; Actinopteri; Perciformes; Nototheniidae.